GUUGGAGAUUUCUGAGAAUGACAUCGAAUUUGAUUCUGUGGACGAGAACUUGUGCCUCAUAUGGCAAGCCCACUGUGCAAAAACCUGUAGACCAUGCAUCUUCAUUCAUCGCAAGGCAGACGGAUGCCGCAAGGGGAACUUGUGUUCCCAUUGUCAUUUCUGCACUCCUGAAGAGGCUAAGCGAAGACAAAAGCGGCUUUGUUCAGAACGUCGACAGGCAGCCAACACUAAUGUCUGA
Molecule: messenger RNA, 238 nt
Organism: Symbiodinium necroappetens
Lineage: Eukaryota; Dinophyceae; Suessiales; Symbiodiniaceae
Source: the annotation of a GenBank genome assembly